CGAACUGGCCGAGGGACUUCCAAACUCCUCCCUCGCCUUCCAUUUGCUCGCGUCGAGCUCGCUGGCCCGUGGUUUUGCUUGCAAUCGAGUGACCCACUGCCCGUCCGGCUGGUGCGUGAGCAUCACCGCUGACUUCCGCUGCCUGAGGGCUCUCCCCAAGGCUUCCAAGGCUUCCAAGGUUUCUUGCAACGCCCAGUGCAGCACAUCAACCACGGCGACUUCCUCGGUCCUCGCCGCCGCAGCUCUCGUCCGCCUCAUCCGCCGCGGUAAUCCCGAGCCAACACAGGCGAUCCGUCCGCUGCGUGCGUCGUCGACCAAUCCGCCCACGCGAGCCGCAGGAGCAUAGCAUCACCCUUCACCCCGCCUUGCCGCUUCUCGACAGCGCUCGCUCCACACGCUCCAUGAUGGUGGCCAGAAUGGGAAUGCCUGCGGUUCCAAACCGUGAGGACAUCAAAGCAACAUGGAAGUACCUAGAGGAUGGCAUCACCCGCAUCAUGAACGAUCUCGAACAGGGCAUGGACAUGCAAAUGUACAUGGGAGUCUAUACCGCCGUUCAUAACUUCUGUACCUCGCAGAAAGCCGUUGGCCUCAGUGGCCCUACCAUGACUACAAGUCAUCGUGGAGCUCACUUGCUGGGUGAAGAUCUCUACAACCACUUGAUCAAGUAUCUCCAGCGUCAUUUAGCGGACCUGGUCCAGGCGUCCAAAUCCCACACAGACGAGGCCUUGCUGGCCUACUACAUCAAAGAAUGGAAUCGGUACACCGUCGCUGCUAAAUACAUUCACCACUUGUUCCAGUAUCUUAAUAGGCACUGGGUCAAGCGCGAAAUCGACGAAGGCAAGAAGAACAUCUACGAUGUCUAUACUCUGCACCUUGUUCAGUGGCGCAAAGUCCUGUUCGAACAGGUGUCGGAGAAGGUGAUGGAUGCUGUCCUAAAGCUUGUGGAGAAGCAGAGGAACGGCGAGACUAUCGAGUACGGCCAGAUAAAACAGCGCCCCUUUUUAUCCGCGACCAAGGAAUUCUACCAGGCUGAAUCCAAGCAGUUUGUCGCCGAGAACACCGUGGUUGAGUACAUGAAGAAGGCGGAGGCACGAUUGGCAGAGGAAGAAGAGCGCAGAUGCUGUAACCAAGCCCUUAUUGCCGAUCAUUCCCUGUCGCUGAGAGAGGAAUUCCAGGUCCUCUUGGACAACGAUCGCGAGGAUGACAUGGCCAGAAUGUAUAACCUUCUAUCUCGCAUUCCCGACGGUCUAGAUCCGCUACGCACCAGAUUCGAGACCCAUGUCCGGAAAGCAGGGUUGGCCGCCGUCCAAAAGGUCCAGUCCUCCGAGGGAGACAAGCUGGAGCCCAAGGUCUACGUCGACGCCCUGCUGGAGAUCCAUACCCAGUACCAGGGCUUGGUGAAGAGAGCCUUUACUGAUGAGCCCGAAUUUACGCGGUCUUUGGAUAACGCCUGCCGUGAGUUCGUCAACCGGAACGAGGUGUGCAAGUCCGGCUCCAACAAGUCACCCGAGCUGUUGGCCAAGUAUACAGAUGUCCUCUUGCGCAAGAGCACCACGAGCAUCGAAGAGGCCGACCUGGAGCGAACCCUGACCCAGAUCAUGACCGUCUUCAAGUACAUCGAGGACAAGGACGUUUUCCAAAAGUUUUACUCCCGAAUGCUGGCCAGGAGACUGGUGCACAGCAACUCAUCCUCGGACGAUGCCGAGACAAGCAUGAUUAGCAAGCUAAAGGAAGCCUGUGGCUUUGAGUAUACCAACAAGCUUCAGCGCAUGUUCCAGGACAUGCAAAUCUCAAAGGAUCUGAACAAGGAGUUCCGAGAUCACCUAGAGACUGUCGGCAAUACAAAGGCUGUCGACUCUACCUUUUCCAUCCUGGGAACAGGCUUCUGGCCGUUGACACCACCAAGCACCAACUUUAUCCCUCCUUCGGAGAUUUCCGCUGAAAUUGACCGAUUUGUUCGAUUUUAUAAGCACAAGCAUGAUGGCCGCAAGCUGACAUGGUUGUGGCACCUGUGCAAGGGUGAGAUCAAGGCCGGCUAUUGCAAGAAUAGCAAGACACCCUACACUUUCCAGGUUUCAAUCUACCAAAUGUCCAUUCUCCUCUUGUUCAACGAGAAGGACAGCUACAGCUAUGAUGACAUCUCCGGCGCCACGGAGCUGAGCUCCGAGGUGCUUGACCAAGCCCUUGCCGUAAUACUCAAGGCAAAGGUGUUGUUGAUGGAUGGCGGCGAUAAGCCCGGGCCCGGCAAGACUUUCCGCCUCAACUACGAUUUCAAGAGCAAGAAGAUCAGGGUGAACCUGAACCUUGGUGGUGUCAAGGAGGCGAAGCAGGAGGAAGUCGAGACGAACAAGACCAUUGAGGAGGACCGCAAAUUGGUAUUGCAGUCUGCAAUUGUUCGUAUAAUGAAGGCGCGAAAGAAGAUGAAGCACACGCAGCUCGUGAGCGAGACCAUUAACCAGAUCCGGUCUCGGUUUGUCCCCAAGGUCGGCGACAUUAAAAAGUGCAUAGAAAUUCUCCUGGACAAGGAGUAUCUUGAGCGUCUGGACGAUGAUGAAUUGGGCUACUUAGCAUAAAAUAUUCUUCUUUAACCUCCGGUAGAAUUCACGGAGCUUGUCAACGAUUCUCCUUCCCCCCCUUUUUUUUUCCUUUUCUCCUCGAUACAGGCAUGUCUAUCCACACGUUUUCUUCACUCAGUCGGUCAUUCAUGCGUAGAUUCAGGUCAUACUGGGAUUGGGAUUAGCUGGAGUGGGUAUGGUUGGUUGGGUUGCUUUGUUUUUCUUUUUCUUUCCUCUGUUUACACGCUUGACUUUUUUUCAUAUUUGGCGAUAUGCCUAGCUAAACAGAGAAUUAUGUGGCCCAGCAGAGUCUAGACGUGGGGGUUUCUCGUUGCAAGUCCCAGAUUGCGCGAGUUGUCUCUGUUGUGUUUUUGAGGUUCUCGUGUCUGGAGGUUUUGGCUUUUGGUUUCUUUGUGGUAGAACUGCAUUUGCAAGUUCGACUGACUGGGUGUGUGAUGUUAUGAAAAGGAGUAGUUAGGCAGCUUAAGGAAAUAAAUGGAUGGUAUUAUUAUAUCUUCUUG
Molecule: messenger RNA, 3076 nt
Organism: Trichoderma virens Gv29-8
Lineage: Eukaryota; Fungi; Ascomycota; Sordariomycetes; Hypocreales; Hypocreaceae
Exons: 7
Coding region: 402-2573 (723 amino acids)
Biological process (GO): protein ubiquitination; SCF-dependent proteasomal ubiquitin-dependent protein catabolic process
Cellular component (GO): SCF ubiquitin ligase complex
Molecular function (GO): ubiquitin protein ligase binding
Source: RefSeq, a predicted model, not a curated record